ACCUCGUUUUAUGUUAUAACCGCAUCAAACACAAACAACCUUCGUUUCUCUUUGAAAGCUAGCUCUGGUCCGCUGUUUGUUUUCUGCCGUUCCGCGCCGCCGAAGCUCACCGUCCUUCAAAAGACUUCAUCUUUGCAAAGCAGAUAGGCAUUGUUCUUGUAAAAGAUGAGUUUAAUAUCACAGAAUGUUCCUUCGGCUUUUAAAGCCAACAAGACUAAAAGGGAUGAUGUUGAUGAGCCUUCAUUUCUGCAAGGGAAUGAUGACAAUGGAAAUGGAAAUCAAUCUAACUUAGAUAUUAUGAAAACGAAGAAGCGAAAGAAAGCACACAAGGAGGAGGAUGAGAAAGUGGCUAUUGAGCAAGAGAAGGAAAUGAAGAAGCUGGAAAACUUUUUGUUUGGAGCCAUUUAUUCCCCACUUGAGUUUGGAAAGGAGGAUGAGGAAGAAGUUGGAGAUGCAGUGGAUAAAGGUUCUUUGUUCUUUGUGGACCGUUCGGCCAGUAGUGUGCUCUCGGUGCAUGAAGAGGAUGGAGAGUUAUCGGAAGAGGAAACUAGGCAAAGGAAACCUGUCUGGGUGGAUGAGGAAGAGGAAAAGACCAAUAUAAAUAUUGCUAAAGUUAACAGAUUAAGGAAGCUGAGGAAGGAGGAGGAUGAGAGUUUGAUUUCUGGUUCAGAUUAUGUCUCAAGAUUGAGGGCUCAACAUGCUAAGCUGAACCCUGGGACAGAAUGGGCUCAGCUUGAUCCACAGUUGAGGAACAGUAGAUAUUCUGAUGAUGAAUCAUCAGAUGAUGAAAAUGGGGUAGCAGUGGCCCGUGGCUACAAGGGUGUAGAUGCUGUUGAUGAUCUCCUUCGAACAAAUGAGGAUCUUGUUGUGAAGAGCAGUGCAAAAUUGUUGCCUGGACUUCUUGAAUAUUCAGUACUUGUACAUGCAAAUGCAGAGGAACCUUCUAAAGGACCAAUAAAUUCAGUGCAGUUUCAUAGAAAUGGGCAGUUGCUUCUUACUGCUGGAUUGGAUCGGAGGCUUAGGUUUUUUCAGAUUGAUGGCAAGCGCAAUACUAAAAUAGAGAGCAUCUUUCUUGAUGACUGUCCUGUUCGGAAGGCGUCCUUUUUGCCUGAUGGCUCUCAGGUUAUUAUAGCUGGAAGGAGGAACUUCUUUUACAGCUUUGACUUGGUGAAGGCAAAAGUUGAUAAAAUAGGUCCCUUGGUUGGUCGAGAGGAGAAAAGCUUGGAAGUUUUUGAGGUUUCCCCUGAUUCUAGUACAAUUGCCUUUGUGGGAAAUGAAGGUUAUAUCUUGUUGGUUUCGUCUAAAACAAAAGAAUUGAUUGGGACAUUAAAGAUGAAUGGAACCGUUCGUUCUUUAGCUUUUGCCGAUGAUGGGAAGCAAUUGUUGAGCUCUGGUGGAGAUGGACAGGUUUACCACUGGGAUCUCAGAACAGGGGCUUGCCUCCAUAAGGCUGUUGAUGAAGGUUGUAUAAAUGGUACAUCUCUUUGUACAUCUCCAAAUGGAGCAUUGUUUGCUGCUGGUUCAGACAGUGGGAUUGUCAAUAUUUACAACAAUGAGGAGUUUUUGGGUGGCAAGAGAAAACCAAUCAAGACCAUCGAGAAUCUUACGACAAAAGUAGAUUUUCUGAAGUUCAACAGCGAUGCUCAAAUAUUGGCUAUUUGUUCGAGCAUGAAGAAGAACAGCUUAAAGUUGAUACAUGUUCCAUCAUUUACUGUUUUCUCAAACUGGCCUCCGCAGAAGAAGGCCCUUCACUAUCCCCGCUGCUUGGAUUUUAGCCCUGGUGGAGGUUUCAUGGCUGUAGGAAAUGCUGCUGGAAAAGUGUUAUUGUACAAGUUGCACCAUUACCAUCAUGCAUAGAACGAAUGUUUGAGAGGACAAAUAUCUGAUCAGUGUGUUCUUAUCUUCUUCAUUUCAUAUCAGAAGAGUUUCAAUCGUAUUUUCUGCUGUUUUGAAAGAUGGUUUGUAAGUGCUAUGAUGGCUUAUCGCUGCAGAAAAAUUCUGCAGUUUUUGACUUUUUUUCAGAGUUGUUGAAAGAAUGUAUGACAGUAUGUUUUAAGUGGAAAAUAUUAGUGUCAUUUCUGUCC
Messenger RNA from Prunus dulcis (almond), 2084 nucleotides. RefSeq names its product U3 small nucleolar RNA-associated protein 18 homolog. The transcript is spliced from 2 exons. Bases 166 to 1857 code for a protein of 563 amino acids. Gene Ontology annotation, molecular function: protein binding. Gene Ontology annotation, biological process: rRNA processing. The record is from RefSeq and is a predicted model, not a curated record. Gene Ontology annotation, cellular component: Pwp2p-containing subcomplex of 90S preribosome; small-subunit processome. NCBI's taxonomy places the organism in Eukaryota, Viridiplantae, Streptophyta, Magnoliopsida, Rosales, Rosaceae.